Messenger RNA from Paramecium sonneborni, 335 nucleotides. Lineage: Eukaryota; Ciliophora; Oligohymenophorea; Peniculida; Parameciidae. The record is from the annotation of a GenBank genome assembly.
CAGCAGAUAUGGCAAUUUAAAGAGAUUCAUAGAGGAACACCUUAGGUGCAUUACUUAAUGGUGGUAAAGUAGGAUGGGGAGAAGUGAUAAAUGGUGGAUUAGUAUUAGAUGGUUCAGGUAUUUAAGAUAUUUUUAUUUUAGAUGAUGCGUCUAGAAGAACUAAGAUGAUGUUUUAUGGAUAAUUAAAUAUAUAAAUUACUUUAAUGGGAUGUUAAUAAUGGUGUAGGAAGAAUAUCUUGGUGUAAAAAUUAGAAUGCAUAAUUUAAUAUAAAAAGGUAGAUAGAAAUAGAACCACUAUUAAUAGUUACAAUUUCUUAUGUUAUGGAUGCAGUUGA